AGUCGAUCCGCGCGGACGCUUCCUGCAGGUUAAAGGCAACCAGCUAGCAGCUAACAGCUAGCUGAGUGCGUCAAAUAAAGUCGUCGCCCAGGUGAAGCGAACCGCCGACAGCUUUUCAUGCUGGCGACUCGCUGACGACACUUCCACAAACUUGUUGGCUGUCGUGUUCCGUCUCCAUGGCUACCGAAGACUUUUACGAGGUGGAACGGGUUGUGGACAAGCGCAAGAACCGCAAGGGGCGGACGGAGUACCUGGUUCGAUGGCGAGGGUAUGGCUGCGAAGGUGAUACGUGGGAGCCCGAGAGUCACCUGACCACGUGCAUGGUGUACGUGCACGACUUCAACAGGCAGUACGCCCAACAGCAUCGAGACGCCACCCUGCUGCGCUCCACCCGCAGCUACCCGUGCGGCCCGACCCCCGGCGUCGGACAGCUUAUGUCCGCCGCCGGCCCGGAAACCAUCUCGGCCCUUCGGCCCGCCACAGCUCACCUGCCUGCCGCCGCCGCCGGACUAAAGGAGAUGGCGGGUCCAAUGGCGGCGCCUCCGAUGUCCACGCCGCCGGUCGGCCCCGCCCGUCGCAGUCUGGACCUUUCCAAAAGCGGGAUAAAAAUCCUGGUGCCCAGAAGCCCCAUGAACAGCCUUCUUGAGUCGCCCAGCGAGGCGGCGUCCAGCGAGGCGGCCCACAGCACAGAUGCCGGCGCCCGCGACGCCCACGACGUGCCCCCCGAAGUCGCCCUGGAGCAACCAACCGACGUGCAGCUCGGCCCGGGUCAGCUGCGCGCCCGCAUGGGGAUCAGGUCGCGCAGCCACAACACCCCGCCCGCAACGCUCACUGCCGUGCGAGCCCUCAAUGGCGCAGGCGCUCCGGGCACGACGGAGGACAUCGGGGCCGGCGGGGCGCCGGCAGGUACCGUGGCGACGGGCGCCUCGACAAAGCGGCGUCCGGAGGAGCGCGGCGCUUUUGACAAACGUUUGCGCUUCAGCGUGCGUCAGACGGAGAGCGCCUACCGCUACCGCGACAUUGUGGUCAAGAAACAAGAUGGCUUCACGCACAUCCUUCUGUCCAGCAAGAGCUCGGAAAACAAUGCGCUCAACCCUGAGGUGAUGAAGGAGAUCCAGAGCGCCAUGGCGACGGCGGCGUCCGACGACAGCAAGUUGGUGUUGCUGGGAGCCGUCGGCAGCGUCUUCUGCCGCGGCCUCGACUUCCUCUACUUCGUCAAACGCCUCACGGACGACAGAAAGAAGGAGAGCAUCAAGAUGGCCGAAACCAUCAGGACCUUCGUGAACACGUUCAUCCAGUUCCGCAAACCUAUCGUGGCUGCCGUCAACGGGCCGGCGCUGGGAUUGGGCGCCGCCAUCUUGCCGCUGUGCGACGUGGUGUGGGCCAAUGAGAAGGCCUGGUUCCAGACGCCCUACGCGGCGUACGGACAGACGCCCGACGCCUGCUCCUCCUUCACCUUCCCGCGCAUCAUGGGCCCCCCCUCGGCCAACGAGCUGCUCCUGAGCGGCAGGAAGUUGACGGCGCAGGAGGCCUGUUCGAAAGGGUUGGUCUCGCAGGUUCUCUGGCCGGGAACCUUUGCGCAGGAAGUCAUGCUGCGCGUCAAGGAACUGGUUGCCGUCGACUCGCUUGUGAGUCGCACACGCACAAAGACCGCUACCGCUAAUUCCUGACCAGCCAUCAGGAAUGUACAGUGACAGGCGGUAGAAUUACUUGCGCUUCCACUAGAUGGCAGAAGGUCCGAGGAACCUGUUCCCGUUCAUACGACAGAUUUCACACCGAGCAAGUCCUGGUACACGCAAGGAUCUUAAAAGAUCGUUUAUCUGUUCCAGAUGUUAAACAUGAAGAUUUAAAAAAAAAAAAAAUCUGUUUUAUCGUACUGUGUGUGGUGUGCUGCGAUCAUAUCAAAACAGAACACCACACGCGUAAGAUUAUGUUCCACCUGCGGUCACGAAUCUAGUCCGCCAAGACCGAACUCUCGUGUGAUCAAACGUGAUCUAACAAAAACCAAGAAGAAACGCUACCGUAUGUGUGGCGUCGAUGUUUGCCGAGUGUUGCCGAGGUAUCGCAAAAUGGUGACGUCAUCAAUAAAUAGCUGCUGUCUGCGGAACCCACUAAUACAAAAUACAUUUAUUCCUGCACGCAGGUUCAAAAUGCUCUUAAUCUAAACCCGAGUUCUGACUCGACUUCCCCGAGCACUCUAAAACUGGGAUCUUUCCGGUCCACAACAACUGAUCUGGAUGAGUUCAAUCAAGUCGAAGUACUCUCACCUUGAUUUAAGCUUAACCAAAAGACAUCAUCGAUGAAGCGAUCUGUUGGUUGACGACGGAAACCGAUAGAAACGUUAAGUUCCUGACUUCCCUUUGGGAAUUUGAGGUGCUAAUGAGGGCGUUCUGUGAUAUGAAAAUGUUCUGUUUCAAUGCAUGACAGUUGAAUGCACUGACUUAGCGUUUAACCGCACUUUUGAAUUGCAGCAUUUCGGAAUAUAUUUUGAAUAACAUCUGAUUUUUAUUUUGCAAUCCGGCAUUUCAAAGUCUACUCGCAAGCAGUUUAAUGAAAUAUAAAAACAUUAUUCAAGCAUGCAGUCAACGCAAUACAAUCUUUUGCUUGGCCAUAAUUUACAUGUAUUCAUAAAUUAAAUAUGACAACACGGCACACAUUUGUGUCAUUGAUUUGUAGACCCAAAUGUAACAGUCGAUAUAUGUUAAUACCCAGUAAAUUAAAAACAAAAACAAAACCAAAAACUUUUGAUUUGUACUUGGCCACCAAGAAGACAUUAUGUGCAGGAGCAGUGAUGGGAUUUGCAUGUCGUGACGUGCACCGUCCUCCAAGUCGCAUUUGGAAGCCAAAAUGACAUCCAACUCGACUGCAUGGGGAGAGCAAACCUUUUGUGCUCAAGGGCUACAUUGGGUUUUGAAAAUGGACACAGGAGCCAAGUCAUUUGUACAAUUCCAAUGAAGUUGGGACGUUGUCUUAAACAGAAUACGAUGAUUUGCAAAUCACGGUCAACCUAGAUUUCAUUGAAUACACUACAAAGACAAGAUUUGUAAUGUUCAAACCGAUAAACUUGAUUGUUUUGAGCAAAUAAUCAUGAACUUGGAAUUUGAUGGCUGCAACACGGUCCAAAAAAGGCUCAUGUUGACCACUGUGUUACGUCUCACCUUUUCAUUGAACAACAUUCAAUCAACGUUUGGGAACUGAGGACGCUAAUUGUUGAAGCUUUGGAGGUGGAAUUCUUUCCCAUUCUUGCUCGAUGUACAGCUUCAGCCGUUCAACAGUCCGGGGCCUCCGUUGUCGUAUUUGACGCUUCAUAAUGCGCCACACAUUUUCAAUGGGAGACGGGUCUGGACUGCAGGCAGGCCAGUCUAGUAGUACCCGCACUCUUUUACUACCAAGCCACGCUGUUGUAACACGUGCACAAUGUGGUUUGGCAUUGUCUUGCUGAAAUAAGCAGGGGCGUCCGUGAAAAAGACGUCGCUUGGAUGGCAGCGUAUGUUUCUCCAAAACCUGUAUGUACCUUUCAGCAUGAAUGGUGCCUUCACAGAUGUGUAAGUUACCCAUGCCGUUGGCACUAACACAGCCCCAUACCAUCACAGAUGCCGGCUUUUGAACUGUUCGUCCAUAACAGUCCGGGUGGUUCUUUUCCUCUUUGGCCCGGAGGACACGACGUCCACAAUUUCCAAAAACAAUUUGAAAAGUGGACUCGUCGGACCGCAGAACACUUUUCCGCUUUGCGUCGGUCCAUCUUAGAUGAGCUCGAGCCCGGAGAAGCCGGCGGCGUUUCUGCGUGUUGUUGAUAAAUGGCUUUUGCUUUGCAUAGUAGAGUUUCAAGUUGCACUUACGGAUGUAACGCCGAACUGUAUUUCCUGACAUUGGUUUUCUGAAGUGAUAUCCUUUCUACAUUGAUGUCGGUUUUUGAUGCAGUGCCGCCUGAGGGAUCGAAGGUCACGGGCAUUCAAUGUUGGUUUUCGGCCUUGCCGCUUCCUCCAGAUUCUCUGCACCUUUUGAUGGUAUUAUGGACCGUAGAUGAUGAAAUCCCUCAAUUCCUUGCAAUUGUACGUUGAGGACCGUUGUCCUUAAACUGCUUUGCUCCUUUUCUAGCCAAUCAUGGCGCCCACCUGUUCCCAAUGAGCCUGUUCACCUGUGGGAUGUUUGAUGAGCAUUCCUCAACUUUCUCACUCUUUUUUGCCACCCCUGCCAGCUUUUUUGCGUGUUGCGUGUUGCAGCCAUAAAAUAAAAGUUAUUGAUGUAUUUGCUAAAAACAAUCAAGUUGAUCAGUUUGAACAUGAAAUGUCUUGUCUUGGUAGUGUAUUCAAUGAAAUCUAGGUUGACCGUGAUUUGCAAAUCAUUGUAUUCUGUUUUGAUUUAGGUUUAACACAACGUCCCAACUUCAUUGGAAUUGGGCUUGUAGAUGAGGGCAAAAGAAUGAGUUCAUGUGCAUCAACAAAGUUAUUUACUCCUAUAAUCAAAUAUUGGGGGCGACUGGUUAGCAGGUGAGGUUGUGGAUUCAAAUCCGGCCUCGCCUGUGUGGAGUUUGCAUGUUGUGCCCGUGCCUGCGCGGCUUUUCUCCGGGUACUCUCACAUCCCACAAACAUGCAUGCUAGGUUUUAAUUCAAGACUCUAAAUUUCCCGUAGGUGUGAAUGUGAGUGCCAAUGGUUGUUUUUUUCUAUGUGCCCUGCGAU
Molecule: messenger RNA, 4680 nt
Organism: Phyllopteryx taeniolatus (common seadragon)
Lineage: Eukaryota; Metazoa; Chordata; Actinopteri; Syngnathiformes; Syngnathidae
Gene: cdyl
Product: chromodomain protein, Y-like
Exons: 7
Coding region: 177-1670 (497 amino acids)
Cellular component (GO): nucleus
Molecular function (GO): transcription corepressor activity
Source: RefSeq, a predicted model, not a curated record